Messenger RNA from Caenorhabditis remanei, 399 nucleotides. RefSeq lists its product as uncharacterized. The transcript is spliced from 2 exons. NCBI's taxonomy places the organism in Eukaryota, Metazoa, Nematoda, Chromadorea, Rhabditida, Rhabditidae. The record is from RefSeq and is a predicted model, not a curated record. Bases 1 to 399 code for a protein of 132 amino acids.
AUGAAGUUCUUCAUCUUGAUUCCACUCGUCUUCCUGCUCAUCAAUGUCGUGGAUGCUCAAAAGUGUGAUUUAAAGAACGAGUGCCCACCGAGUCUCCAUUGUUACUAUGGAAAAUGUAUUUUUCUUUUCGGAAAUCCCACAUCGGGAUUGACUAGUGAUCACCAUGCUGCUCCAGAAGAUUCCAUGACCCCCGUCCUGGCCACCGAUGACUUCUCCACCACCUGCUUCCCUAGAUGCCCAUCAAGGACCCAUAUCUGCUACAAGGGAAAAUGUGUGCUUCUGGAGAAAAAGUUCAACUCGAAACGCCGCUGGUCCAUGUGUACUUCUGAAUACGACUGCCCGUUGUUCAAUUGUUGUCUCGCUGGUUAUUGUGUCAGUCUUGGUAAACUCAAUAAGUGA